AGUAAAUUAACGCUAUACAUAUUAAUAAAAACAGGAAAAUUAUUUCAUUUAUUUUGUAUAUAUAAAACAUUAAAUUUGUUAUACAUACCAAAUAUGACUAGUGAACAAAGUAUUAAUGCAAGUGCUACAGAACCCACACCCACAAUACCAACAUGGGUUGAGGCGUCGUUAUUUGAACCCGCUCUAAAAGAUGUGAUACCAGAUUUUAAACAAAUAAAACAAUUUAAAGCCAAUAAAGCUUUGGAAGGUGGUGAAAAUUACAAUACUCUUGUAAUACAUUUGAAUAUGGAAGUGGAAUUGAAUGAUGGAUCUUCAAAACCUGUCUCCUUAAUAUUGAAAACAGCUCAUGACAGCGAAUUAUUCCGUAUGAUGAUGCAGAUGAAUAAUGUUAUCGAUAUUGAGACCACCAUGUACCAAGAAGUCGUGCCCGAAUUUGAGCAACUCUACAAAGAAGCUGGAAUUGACAUUAAAUUUGGAGCAAAAUUCUAUGAAGUGUCAACAAAUAAUCCAUGUAUUUUAUUAGAAGAUUUGCGAGUAAAGGGUUUUAAAAAUGUAAAUCGUAUAGAAGGUUUAGACAUGGAACAUACCAAAGCAGUUCUUAAGAAAUUAGCUCAGUGGCAUGCCGCUUCUGCUGUACGCAUAGCUGUUAAAGGGCCCUACAAGCCAAAUCUCACUAAUGGGGCAUUUAAAGAGGAAAUGCGUGAAAUGAUGUCCGCAAUGUUCGCCAGUAUGUAUCCCAUAUUCUUGGAAGUAACUAGAAAAUUUGAAGGCGAUGAAGAUUAUUUUGAAGCCAUGUGCAAUACACAAACAAAUUUAAUCGAUGAAAUGAUGAAGGGCAUUAAGGUGGAUGCCAAUGAGUUUAAUGUCUUAAAUCAUGGCGAUUGUUGGUGCAAUAAUGUCAUGUUUCAACAUGAUGCUUUUGGUAAAAUCAAGGAUACUUAUAUAAUUGAUUUCCAAAUGCCCAAAUAUGGUUCCCCAGCCCAAGAUUUAUACUAUUUGCUUUUAUCUUCUGUCAAAUAUGAGCUUAAGAUUAAACAAUUUGAUUAUUUCAUUAAAUACUAUCAUGAGCAGUUAGUGGAACAUUUGAAAUUAUUGAAUUAUAAUAAGAAAAUACCAGCCUUAAGGGAAAUACACAUGAUGUUAUACAGAUAUGGUCUUUGGGGAUAUAUGACUCCAAAUACAACUAUGGCUGGAGCCCUUCUUGACCCAACUGAAAUUGCUGGAACAGAAAACUUAAUCGCCAAUACUGAUGCUGGUAUUCAAUUUAAAAUACAAUUGUAUUCCAACCCUCGUUAUCGUCAGCAUAUGAAAUUAGUUUUGCCCUGGUUAUAUAAUCGUGGAGCGUUUUAAUGCAUUAAAUCUUAUCAACAUAAUUAGUUUAUUAUCAAUGUCAUUUAUUUAUACAAAAUUUUUUACAUAAUAUACUAAUUAUUAUCUAUCGUGUA
Messenger RNA from Calliphora vicina (urban bluebottle blowfly), 1445 nucleotides. RefSeq lists its product as uncharacterized. The record is from RefSeq and is a predicted model, not a curated record. The transcript has 3 exons. Bases 94 to 1350 code for a protein of 418 amino acids. NCBI's taxonomy places the organism in Eukaryota, Metazoa, Arthropoda, Insecta, Diptera, Calliphoridae.